CUAGACCAUAUUGAGACCACACCUUUAAAGCCAAGCACCCCCUUCGUGGUGAAGGCACGUCCAUCGUUGUGCUCCGAAACAUCAUUUUUCGAGGCGUCAAACGGGCUUGAGGAGUCAAUUUAGCGUCAGUCAUCUAUUAAAAAUUGAAAAGAAUUUGGAACAGAACAUAUUAGCUAACUACGCACUUCGAUUUUACGUUUAUUUUGAUUGUCUCGUUGUCUGGGUAGAAAUCAUCACAAAAAUGGCAGAUCCGAUGACACAGUCUGGCCAGAUCUCGUCCUCUCUGAACGCUUCAUCGACAAAAGAAUCCACCUAUUCCGUGAUGGAGCUGGUGUACUGGCGGGACCCCAAGAAGUCUGCGGUGGCCUUUGGCAUGUCCCUGCUGGUCCUUCUGUCCCUGGCUAUCUUCAGCAUCAUCAGUGUGUUGUCCUACCUGCUGCUUGCCCUGCUCUGUGUCACAAUCACCUUCCGCAUCUACAAGUCUGUCAUUCAGGCAGUGCAGAAGUCUGGAGAGGGCCACCCCUUCAAGGGUCUGAUGGAGCAGGACCUAACUGUUCAGCCGGAGACUUUCCGUAAAUAUGUGGAUGUGUUUCUGACCUAUGUGAACCGAGCCGUUAAACAGAUCAAACACUUGCUGCUGGUGGAGGACCUGGUGGACUCACUGAAGCUGGCUGGUUUUAUGUGGCUGAUGACAUAUGUGGGAGCUGUCUUCAAUGGUAUCACAAUCCUCAUACUGGCUGAUGUCAUCUUAUUCAGCACGCCUCCGGUUUAUGACAAAAAUAAAACCCAGAUUGAUAAAUACAUUGAACUGAUUCGCACCAGAGUUGAAGUCACACUUGCAAAAAUUUCUACAUGGCAUACAGGACCACACCGCAUCAGUAGCUUCUUCUUGGUUAAACCCUCCUAAAGGAUUUGUCUUCCCAGGCUUCAAGAUAAACUUCCAGGGGCACUGAAGCGUACCAAAGCAGAGUGAUUGUCCAUGACCCCUAUUCAACAACUGCGCUCUCCCUCCCUAAUUCUGCAACUUCAGUCCUACCCUUUCAAAUGCAUUCCCAGCGUCAAACCUGUGGCCAAGUCAUCGCUCAUUAUUCAAUGUACCGUAACUAACUUGCAUAGGGUGCAAUGCUUGUAUUUGUUGUUGGAGUCGGACACAUUCUGAAUAACUCAAUAUGUAGUUGUUACAUCCAUUUUGUGACUUAUAAAUGAAUGAUAUGCACCCAUUAAUUAUUGAAGAAUAUAAUGUAUAAAUGCCUCGUGAGCUUAGUUGUCGUACCCCAUCAGAACCUGAAAUAUAAACUUGUUUUACUCCAAUGUUUGUAAACAAAGUAAAUGGAAACUAACACGUUAGCCUCAAAGCAUUGGUAGAACUAUCAUUUUGAUAUCAUGGAUGGUUUGUACUUGUAACCACUGUCAAAGUCAUAGACGGCGAUGUGGAUGCAUUUCUCCAACUCCAUAUCUCAUCUGUUUAACGAAACUGUGGAAAGCGCUUGGUUUCAACUACUGAUUGGGGCUUUAACAGAUGAUUCCUGAUUGAGCCAGGGGGGGUUUAAAUCGGAACUUUUAAUUAUUUCAAGGAUACAGAAUGGUUUUUGUUUUUAGCAAAUGUUUGUACACUAAUCUGGUUUGUUUUUUGAGGGAAAAGUAAUUUGUUGGUGUGGUUUGUGAAUUGGCAUAAGAUUUUUUUUUUUUAUGAAAGAACUCAAAGCUGGGAUCCAGAUUAGGUGAGACUGCACCACUGGUGCCCCAGGUGUUUCUGUUAUGGAUUUUUAAACUGGGCAGAGAAGCAUUCUGAGUCGUGGUAAUAAAGAAAGUGACCCUCUGCUGUUCUAUCAUGUGUGCAAUGAUGUCUGAUGGGGGGGGGGAAAAAUUAAUUGUUUUGACGUAAUGUCUUUGUUUGGAGGGGGCACUCAACCUUUUCAGCAUCUCAGUUCAUCCUAAAGACACUUGUUUGCUAUCUGCACUGAGUAUUUUGCAAGCAAGUCCUCAAACUUGAAAUAAAAAUGAAAGAAACCGUCGCAA
Messenger RNA from Oncorhynchus gorbuscha (pink salmon), 2019 nucleotides. Its product is annotated as reticulon-3-like. Gene Ontology annotation, cellular component: postsynaptic density; neuron projection. The record is from RefSeq and is a predicted model, not a curated record. Lineage: Eukaryota; Metazoa; Chordata; Actinopteri; Salmoniformes; Salmonidae. Bases 242 to 907 code for a protein of 221 amino acids. The transcript has 8 exons. Gene Ontology annotation, biological process: endoplasmic reticulum tubular network formation; neuron differentiation; brain development.